UUGCGUGACUCACAGAAUCGAACGCUUUCGCAAAAUCUAAAUAUAUACAGUCUGUGGCGCCACCUGCAUCGAGGACACGGGUCCAAGCUUCUAGGACUUGCAAUUGGGGUGAUAUUUGCCUGUUUCCAGUCUCUGGGUCUGCUCACGGAUGUUUGUCAAUUAGUACGAGGUCACAUGACCAGAUCACGUGACUUUCAGUGCCGCCAUCUUGGACUAAAGUGGGCGAAGACAGACGAUGCACCAAAGCCCAGAGCUUCACAUUUGCGAAAAUGGGCAGAUUUUAAUGGCUAUGGGUUCAACUUACAUGCAGAAAAAGGGAAGGCCGGACAAUUUAUUGGUAAAGUUGACCCCGAUUCUCCAGCCGAAAGUGCAGGCUUGAAACCAGGAGAUAGAAUCGUUGAAGUGAAUGAUGUGAAUAUUGGAAAUGAAAAUCAUCAGCAAGUUGUGGUUAGGAUUAAAGCAGGUUACAAUGGCAGUUUGGACGAGACAAAGUUGUUAGUUGUGGACAACGAAGCAGAUCAAUACUACAAAAGUAAAAAACUUGUCAUCAGAGGAGAUAUGCCAAAUGUUGUGGGCUUAGCCGCUCCACCCAUCAGAGGUGGUGAAACAAUAGUAACAGUCUCUAAUGGUCAUAUUGCUGAACCAGAGCCAGAGCCAGUAGUUACAGAAACAGUCACCACAGUUACAGAAACAGUCAUCACAGAAGCACAGUCUGGGGAAGCUGUAGCAGUUCAGAAGGUAGAGACGACUGAGACAUCUGUCAAUAAAGAUGGUGAUGUGGUUACAACUACCACUGAAGCACUGGUUGCUGAUGGGGAGGUUGUGGCAGCCCAGACCACAACUGAGGCAGCCACCACAGAUGGAGACCAAAUUGUCACUGUGACCACCACAGAGACAGUUGUUGCCAAUGAACCUGUCCCUGAGCUACAGAAAGAGGAAGAAAAAGUGGCUGAAGCAGUAGCCACAGCAGCAGUUGCAUCUGCUAUUGUUGAUGCUGCUGCUCAAGAAGAAAAGGCUGCAGCUGUUGAGCCCAUCCCUGAGCUACAAAAAGAUGAAAAUGUUGUUCCCACAGCUGAAGUUACAGAAACUGUUGUUACCACAACAACCACUACUAUAACUGAGGUCCCAUAUGAUAGAACCCCUGAAGAUGAAGUAACAUAUGAUGAGGCUGAACCUGAACCUGUCAUGAACUUUGAAAUUGACGACCAUGAAGAUGAUAAUAAUGAGAACAUUCAACGAGAGGCUGAAGCAUACGAGCAGGUUGAGUUCAUUCCUCCCCCUCCACCUGCCCAUUCAGUAUCAGAUGAAGAAGAUGAAGGUCACACUGUUGUCAUCCAAACUCAUGAUGUUGAGUAUGAUGAUGACACUGCUGAUCCAACAACAUAUGAUGAACCCCAGCCUACUGAAGAUGAGGUUGUUGCACAGUUUAAUAUGGCCACUGAUGAGAAGGAGAACUCUGAAUAUGAUGAGGAGGAGAAUAACAAUUAUGAAGAGGUUGAGGUAAAUAAGGAGCCAGAGCCAGAACCUGCGUUGACAGAAACUGAGGUUGCCGUGGCAGCUGUUGCCGUGGCAGCUGCUGCUGAGGAAACUCGCCGAGAGCCGACGCCACCUCCUAGGGAACCAACCCCACCCCCAAGGGAACCAACACCACCCCCAAGGGAACCAACACCACCCCCUGUAGUUGUCCAACAAACUGAGACGACUGUUGUCACAACAACAACAACUGUGAAUGGUAUAUCCGAGCCAGAACCAGCCCCAGAACCAAAAGGCCCAAUCGACCCUGCAACUGGGCUUGAAUUGAAUGUCAGUGUUGCUGAAAUGAAAGAGAGGCUUUCAUCCCGGAGAAAACGUGAUUCAAGAAAUGCAGCGCUAAAUUUUAAAGAUAAAUACGAAAUGUUCCAGAGGUUGUGAGGAGACACUUGCUAAAUACUGAAAUUAGCAAAACAGGCUGUUGCAUAUAAUGAAUAUAGAAUACUUUUGUAAACAUUGAUGGAUUGUGUUUGAUUAUUUUGAUUUUCAAUGGCGGAGGAUGUUGAUUGUACAAGCUGAGCUUGCUAUAUACUCUGAGUGAAAAAAAUUCAUAUGAAAUCACAUCUAUCUGUAUAUUACUUCAGAUGCUGCAACAAUUUUCAUAUCAGUAGCCUGAAAUUGUUCUUGUAAAUUCAGACUUGAUUAAUUUGUGAUCGAUCAUAUCAAUACUGAAAUUUUGAGAUUAUGCUUUGAUUUUCAUUUUGCUUUAACUUCCUGAGGAUGGAAGGGUGCUCAUUAAUAGGGAAUUACUUUCCUCUAUUUACCAUAUAAAUGUAUAUAUAAUCUGUAUCAUGUUACUUCCUCUAUAUUCUAAUUGUCUCAUUGAAAAAAAUAAUGAUCACCCAUAUUUUAUAUAAAAAUAUAAAUAAAUAUAAUCACUCUCACUUUGCCUUCUUAUAUAUAAGAGCACUGGGACAGUAUUUUUAUACUGCGUUACAUUUAUAAAUAUUAUAUAGUUAUUGUUAUAGAGACAACUAGUGAACACUAUCAAAUGUUAGCAUAUUAGUGUCUCAGAAAUUAUUUUCCAAAUGUUUUUCAAUGUCGUAAAAUGUUUGGAGUAGUACUAUCUGAGUCAUGUUGUUUUAGUUGAGAUCGCUUGCACAGAUACUUCACGACUUUCAUGCUGUGUCGAAUCUUUAGUAAGGUAAUGGAGUUCUAAAUUGCAUGGAAUUUGUGUGUUUCUUUGUAAGGGAGAGAAUGCAAUACAUGUAUAUUAAUGUUCAUAUUGAUUUUUUUUGAUUGAUAAUCAGGUAUCUGGC
This is a messenger RNA of Owenia fusiformis, 2789 nucleotides long. Lineage: Eukaryota; Metazoa; Annelida; Polychaeta; Sabellida; Oweniidae. The record is from the annotation of a GenBank genome assembly.